AUAAUACAUAUCUUUAACAGUCAUCGGCGGCUGUAUUUGGAUUUAAUAGGAAUGGGUUAUUUAGAAUAUGCUGGUCUUCCACACUCUCUACCAACCCUUUUAUUAUUGCUAACCUGUAUAUUUGGACUGUCACUUGGUACGGAACUGGGUUUUGUGACAUGCGGAUCCGUCCUUAAACUGUUAAAUACAAAGCACAAUGUGAGACUACACUCGCACGACGUACGCUACGGCUCCGGUAGCGGUCAGCAGUCUGUAACAGGGGUGACUACAGUGGAAGACAGUAACAGCUACUGGAGUGUCCGUGGGACAAGGGACACCAUGUGCCAUCGUGGCACCCCGGUCAAAUGCGGGCAGAAUAUCCGUCUCACCCAUGUCAACACAGGCCGUAACCUGCACAGCCACUACUUCGCCUCCCCGCUGUCCUCUAACCAGGAAGUGAGUGCAUUUGGCGACGAAGGGGAAGGGGACCACCUGGACGAGUGGACGGUUCAGUGUGGGGGAUCCGUAUGGAAGCGCGAGGAGGCCGUCCGCUUCCGUCACAAGUCCACUGAUGCACUACUGUCAGUGACAGGGGAGCAGUACGGACGGCCGAUACACGGUCAGAGGGAAGUUCACGCCAUGUCGACCCCCAGCCAGCACAGCCUGUGGAAGGCCAUGGAGGGCAUCUUUAUGAAGCCCAGCGAGAACCUGGCAGGCAGCCGAGACUACAGUCACCUACACACGGAGUUCUGAACACGACUUUUCUUCUUUGUUUCCGUCACUUCCCAUUGUCCUCUCUGUCUACCAUCGUAUUCCUACCUCUGUCCCUAAUUACACAUGUUCCAGCAACCUCUUGUCUCAUUGUCCUCUCCCAUCACCUUUUGACUAUCAUCUUUUGAGGAGACUGUGCCAAAGUCUGUCAUGGAUCAGGGUGCAAUAACUUGAUCUUAUCAAUCCAUACCAACCUCUCUCAUUCAUUGAGUUUUAUGAAACACAACUUGAAUCCUCAAAAAUCUAGCAGCUACACGCAAGAGCGCAAAUAACAUUUGACUAGAGUUAUAGUUUGUCUUAAGGUACAAGGAGACAUAAAGGUAUUAAAAAUGCUGUUUUACUGUACAAACACACAUUUUUAUCACAGUUUUGACGCUUUACAUCCUCUCAGCUGUUCUUUUUUGUUAAAUAACUGGCAUCAUCAGUCACACCACAACACAGCAGGCAGGUAUUGCAGAUAAGUAUUAAUUCAUCAAGUGAGUCUUAUGCUUUGUUGGAUUUAAAAAAAACAUUGUUACACUUGUGCCUUUAUCCUUUUUAGGUGUUUAAGCUGCGGAGCCUUUUAAACUUUUGGAAACAAGAAUUUUAUUGUGUUUUAUGGUAUUUGUAAGCCAUAUUAUACUCAAUGGAUAAACAGUAUUACCUUUGUAAAUUACCUUUUUUUCCCCCUUGAAGUCUAAUUAAGUGUUUCAUAUAAAUUAUUUACCACUAACUGACAAGACAGAAUAAGCAGUUUUUUCCUUCGGAGGUGUUUUUCUAUAUGUACAUCAUUGAACUGGAUGCUGUUUGUUGGUUUGAUCAGUUUCUAAGUGCUGGGAGAAAGUACAGUAUUUUACAUUCAUGCUGUCUGUGCAUGCAUCCGUGUUAUAUCAACUCUUUGUUCGAGAGGUUCAUGUGAGCAACAAACAUGCAAUGAAUACCUCAUAUUAAAGAGAUUUUUUUGCA
Messenger RNA from Anarrhichthys ocellatus (wolf-eel), 1695 nucleotides. It is a transcript of the gene sdf2, whose product is annotated as stromal cell-derived factor 2. The coding region runs from base 52 to 732 and encodes 226 amino acids. The transcript has 3 exons. The record is from RefSeq and is a predicted model, not a curated record. Lineage: Eukaryota; Metazoa; Chordata; Actinopteri; Perciformes; Anarhichadidae.